This is a messenger RNA of Spirometra erinaceieuropaei, 10245 nucleotides long. The record is from the annotation of a GenBank genome assembly. Lineage: Eukaryota; Metazoa; Platyhelminthes; Cestoda; Diphyllobothriidea; Diphyllobothriidae.
AUGGAUCAACUUUCUUUUGACCCAGACGUCAUGGACACGUUGCAGAGCACGGUAGGUCAAGUCAAUAAAAACAUAGGUUAUCUCUGACCACUAGUUGGAAUGCUGCGGAAUGUAUUCUGUCAACUAUUAUUACUACCUAUGGAAUUUGCCAGAAUCGUGUUGUCCAGAGAACACUGGCUUCUGCAACGUAUCAAAUGCCUACUCAGUGGUAAGUUGCAGUUCUCCGACCAUGCCCAUUUUUUCUCCUUGAUUUAAUGCCGUAAAGCACUACCUAAAGUGUACGAGGACUUUCCCCUUGUAGAUGCAAGAAGUAUAAAUUAGGCGUCCGAUUAGAGAUAUAUAACACAUCGUCCAGGUUGGUGAUUGAGGAGGGAGUACGAUAGAUACUGCACACGUCCAUCAGCAUUAUGAACCAACUCUCGCGUGAGUCACCAGCUCUGCGUCCACCACGUUGUGCGACACAAAUAGACAUUGGCAUUACAGUCGAUAGAAAUGUCGUAUAGCAGAAAUAAUCAGUGCUUAAUCGGUUCCUGUAUUUCCUGGAAUGAGAGCAUUUCGAUGCCGCUGUGAUAGGCAGAUAUAGACGUAGGAUGCUGAAAGAUUGGUUUCAUCUUUUAAGGAGAAGCUUUCAAUGAUAUCCUUAUUUCGAAAUAGUGAGCAAGAAAUAUAGCACGAAAUUCCAUACAUUGUACUUCCGUUUUUUUCAAUUUAGGGCUGUGCCGGAAAAAUACUGGAUAUAAUAUCUCCGGUCUUUAAAGGACUGGGCGGAUUCCUUGUGUUGCUAUGCAUUGUGCAGAUAGUCCUUGCUAUUGUGCUUUAUGCAAUUUCGCCGAGAAGUGAGAAAGAGACGGAUAUUAAGGAGGUCUCCUAUUCAUAGGACUGAAAACGAUCAUGACAGAUUAUUGCUGUUGCAGCCAUACAUAAUAAAGGUGAAUUCUAACAGUGUGUAUAUUUUGGAUUUUGUGAGGGUCUGUAGGAUGUGGAGGUGUGGAUGUGGUGGGCGGAUGAUGAGAUUGUGGUGGUCCCGCUCCGAGGGCAUCUUCAGACGCCGCGCUUCUCGCGCGUACUAGUGGCAGUCAGGUUCUCGGCCAAUCACAGCUAUGGAAACCAGCCAAUCAACUUCAAGGCCGACGCUUGUCUGUGGUAAUUGAUGAUGAUUUUCUUUGCCCACAUGUGGAUGCCGCAUGAGUGAUAGGCCACCUGUACUUAAUCAUGGUGGUCUAUGAUAGAGUCAGCCGACAUAUAUUCAUGAAAAAUUUGCCCAUUCUUCUGUACAAUGAGGCUGACGAGGUCCCACUAGCAGGCUGGAUUCUCGUUAUCGCGGCCCGACAAGUGUUCCUUCCUGCGGACUCCGACUUGUUCCAACCUAUUCUUCCAUCCGUCUGUGCGGAAUUAACAUUCCCUCGUCUGGGGUCUAAUUCCUCUCUUUAUUCUGAAGCGAAUCCGAAGGUUGAAGUGACCUAUGGCUUACGCUGGCGCGACAAGAUCUGUAAAAAAAGAGACACGGUAGAUGGGAUGAGAGCUUUAUUAGCCUGACGUUUCGGAAUCCUGCUCGAAUCCAUCAUCAGAAACAAAGGUAGAUAGGCGUGGUUCAUGCACAAGGGGCUACAGUAUUUAUAGGAUGCAGUCGUCGUGCUACCGCGUACCUAUGAAUAUUCUCGGCUCCCUGCCCUUCAUCAGGGAUUGUCGCAUUAGGUGUGCUGACUGUCUGAUAGCCGACAUUCGCGUCUUUAAUUGCGGCAAUUUCAUCACGUGUGUUGGAUUUUGGUGUGAUGACUGAUCCACCGACCGUGGCGUUGGGAACAGUGUUCACCUGUGCGCUUCCCACGUGGUAAAUUACUCUGGCUAGGCGAGGUCUCGGCACUGAGUAUGGAAGGCGGAGUUCACUGCGCUUGUUGAUGGACUGGGAGGGCAGUGAAUCAUGACUCAAGCAACUCGUGGCUCAUGCGGUUGCCACCUAUACCGCUUAUGUCAAGAACGUUUCGGAAACUAUCGGCCGCAUCCUCGCACCACUUGGAUGUGGAGUUGCACAUAGACCGUGGACAACCAUCAGACGUCAGGUAAUUAAACCCAAAGACCCGCUUCCACGGCUAAAAACGUCUGGAGUCGUUUAUCGGAUCUGGUGCAGUUGCGGACAAAGCAACUACUUUGGAGAAACCGCAAAACAGCUCCGAACGAGAAUGGCCGAACACACUGCAGUGGUGCAGAGAAAUGACGCCAGCUCUCAAGUUUCGGCUUAUUCGACGAGAUACGGCCACACAUUCAAAUUCGAUGAGGCCGAAAUUCUCGCUAUAGGUGACAACCGCGUGAGCAGGGAGCUACUUGAAUCAUGGUUCGCUGCUCCCAGUCAGUCAGUAAGUGCAACCACCUUCCCCUUCCAUACUCAGUGAUGAGACUUCGCCUAGGCGGUGUAAUUAGACACGUGGGAAGCGCACAGGGGAACACUGUUUCCAACGCCAGGGUCGGUGGAUCAAAUGGUCGAAUAAUCAUCACACCAACAUCCAGCACACGUGAUGCAAUUGAAAAAAACUAAAAACGCGAAUGUGGGCCAUCAGACAAUCGUCAGGGCGUCACGGUGGCAUGGCGACUGUAUACUAUUAAUUACUUCAGCCCCUUGUGCAUGAACCACCCGUAUCUGAUUCUGCCUCUGAUGAUGGGUUCAAGCCGAAAUCCGAAACGUCAGGCUAAUAAAGCUCUUGUCCCACCGAUCGUGCUUCCUUCUUGAAGACUGCUUCCUGGGGAUCGUCUCCGCUUUUGUUAGAUCUGUAAAAUGUUACGUGCACUAUUUAACGCCGAGCAGGCCCUUGGCAACUGUAUGGUUUGUGAUCCCAACUCACUUGAGGUGGUUUGUGGACCUUGCGAUACGUUGAAUAGUGGUAGAGGGGUUUUUAGGGGUGGGGCAACACACAGGACGAAGAGCGGAAUAAGUGAUGGUAGCAAUCACACGGAAUUUGAGUUUUUUAGUUGCCAGCUAAUUGGGGCCCUGCACCCUACCGUUACCUAGGUCCUUUCGUCGGAUAAUUUUUGGUCUAUUUAAAAGAGGCUGUUAACAAUUACUUUGCGUUCGAUUUCCUAAGUCACGGGUGCCUUCGUACCUGAUCAUCUACAUAGCACCGCAGCAACAAUGCGACUUUCUGUGAGCACUUAUAUCAUUACAUAAAAUAUAAUGAUUGAAGUGUAACAUGUACCACAACUCAUUGAAGAUGACAACACUAGAAAUGAACAGUCCAGUCUCUCUUUUCUUUAUCGGCAAGGUUAUUGCCGCUGUGCAGCUGCAAGCUGGGCUAGAGAGAGAGAGAGAGAAAGCCCCAAGUCACAACGGGACGCGCGAGUUUCGUAACACGAUCGGUGAGCGCCCUCCUACCAUGGUAUAUUUGUAGAUAUUGAAAAAUCCAAAGUAAAUAUGUGAAGAAGACGGUGUAAAUAGGAAAUAUAUAUUGGAGAAAAGUCUUUUUUAAGUACUUAUUUAUUUCCCCAAAAUUGCAGAUCAUCAGCCAUAGCAAACAGGAAGACUAUACAACCACACCCAGGUCCAUGCAUGAAAACUGUAGAAAGAGUGGAAAUUAUUAAUUCAGAGAGGAUUUUUGAGAACUGCCAGGCCAGAGGGCUACUGCCAUCGGUGCUGACCUGCCAGUGCAGAUAUCAAAUGCGGCUGCAAGUCAGGAGGCAGAGCACGGGCGACUAUUUGUUCGGUGUGCACGAGGAAGAAGGCGGAAAGCACUUAAAACAGGCUCGGAAUAUGAGAGGAGCCGAUUAGCGAUGCUGAUUUUUGGAAGUGAAUUCCAGGCGGCAUUUUGAAGUGCAAAACUCUGGCGCGUACACAUUUCGAGGUUGGAUUACUGUCUGCUGCCCGGAAGACGCCCGACGGAAUCUGAGCUUACUCCAAUCCCACUAUCAUACAAAGUUUUCCGAAUUCGGAAAAAAAUACCGACUUUUACUCGUAAAGCUCACAUUUCCAUUAGCAGAACCACCCUGAAAAAUAUUCUGACCGACGAUAAUGUUUAAUGUGCAUGGUUUCGCACAAUCACAGACCAUGAUGCCCACCCUCCUCUGCAAAUGGAUGUCCACACAUUAACUCGAUGCUUAAUAAGCUAUGUGGGGUUGUCGAAAGUCGUGUGGUCGACAAGAUAAAGAUUCCCAAUCAAAAGUCAGGGAAGACGGUUUGAGUUGGACAACCUUUACUGUCUGAGGAAGUGCGUACACAAGGGCUCUGUAGGCAGUCGCCGCGGGCGCGCUCCAAGCAAGCUGUUGUCUGUGUCCGCCUUCAGGGUGUUCAGCGCGUGUGUGCGACCUUCGUCGUCUCCACGUCGCCAGCCAAACAGAGUGGGGACAGCGUUGAUUGGUUUCGAGUACUCGCGCGUCCCAGCAGCGUAUCGACACGAAGUGUGAGGCGGAGAGGACGGCAGAGUGACGAAGGCGGAGGGUGAGGAGACGCGAACUGCCACAGGGUUUCGUUGUCAUAUACAAAGUUGUGGCCUCUGAAUGACUUGCCUGUUAAGGGCUACCUAGGAACUAGUUGCCAUGAGUCGAAAGGAGCCUAGCUCAGAUCGCUUACUGAGAUUGUCCUUGGGAAUUUACCUAAACCCAAAUGUCAACGAACUAUAAAGGAAAAUCUACCAUAGGCUUCCCACAUCAACACUUUCGGAUCGAGACACAUUACUCGUCGGGGAAUAUGGCCAACUUGCUAAUAUGCUUAAAACCAGACGAUCCUUCACAAAUACCGUCAAUGUUGCUGCAAAUACGAAAAGAAAACCUGGGGGAACACAGAGUGCCUGACAUUUCGGAAGCGCUCUCAAAUCCAUCAUUAGAGACGAAAUCAGGCAAGGCUAAUGCACGCAUACCGGAGGCAAUCACGAAAUCGAAGGGUCUGCUGCCACGGCAGGAAACGUCUGGAGUCUGGGGGGAGGCAGUUGAGAAGAAAACAACUACGUUGGAGAAACAGGAGGACCAUGUGGGACGCGGAUGGUCGAGUUUCCCGCAGCAACAACAGCAGCGAGGAGGAAGAACGCCUGUGCCCAUGUCGCAGCCAAUUCGACGGGAUCCGACUGCACAUUCAAGCCGGGGGCGGUCUAAAUUUUUUUCGAAUGGUGACAACCGUGUGAGCCGCAAACGGUUUAAGUCAUACUCUUAUAGCCUUUAGUCGAACACCGAGCUUAAUGGCGUCUUGCCCACAUAUUCUGUGUGGAGACCUUGCUUUGACAGAGUGAAUGACCACAUGGGGAGCGUGAUGGCGACCACAGCUCACAGUCCCAAUGUCGGCGAGUCAAAUGACUCAGGAACCCACACAAGUAAUGCAAUCUCAGUAGGUCAUGCUUCAUAUGUGGUCAGUUAGGCGAUUAUUGAACCACAUGCGGCCAUCAGCAAUGAUUUCCAGGGUCGACAAAUCUUUGUAGGAGGCAUAAAAACUGCAUCCUACAGUUAGUGAAACACUCCCGUUGCUUCAUUCUGCGGCAGUUCGCGUUUCCUUGCCCUCUGCCUUUGCCACGGUGCCUUCCUGUCCACCUCACACUCCUUGUUGAUACGUUGCUGGGAUACGGGUGGAUUGUUACUAGCCUCGCGAGUGCUCCAGGCCAAUCAACGCUGUCCCCCACCCCCUGAUUGGCUGACGGACGCGGAGGCAACGAAAGGCGCACACACGCGUUGGGUUUGAGCACCUCGAAGGCGGACCCGGACAACAGCUUGCCUGGAGAGUGCGUUCGCGGCGACUGCCCACAGAGCCCUUGUGUACACACUUCCAAAACAGUAAAGGUUGUCCAAAUCAUUCCGUCUUCCCUGACUUAUGAUAGGGAAUCGUUGUUUUGUCAUCCCAGUGAGAUUUGGAGGGAGCUGACUUUAGGGUGAAUUUCUCGCAUCUGAAAUGCUCCCCAACUGUGCUGUCGAAGCACUGCCUUAUCUUUCUUACCAGGAAUGAAAGACGAAGGAAGUUGUUCAGAACUAAUUGUCCAGGUGGAAAAUUGAACUGUGGUACACAUUCAGAAGUGAGAUAAUAACAGAAUAUGACAGAGUAUUCGGGCAAGUUGGCAGAGCAAGAAGGAUGAUUCUUUCACAUUCGACUACCCCGAACGUACGUAAUGGACGCUUGUCUCACCAUGGUCAAGUUUCCAACAGGUAGCCGGUGUGAUGGGGUGAAGGUACAAGGUAACAUCUGUCGGGCCAAAGUUUGGAGUAGGAGUAUUUGACUGUUAACAUGCUGAAUAUGCGUUUGUACCCCCAAAGGGAAGGCAGUAAAAUGGUAUUGUAAAAAUACGCACUUUUAGGCGAAUGAAGGAAUUUGAAAAAAGGAGUGCAAAAGGUAAAAAUGUGAUAGUGUAUAUGGAGCACCUUGUGGAGAAAGCCAAUGCGUAGGCAAGGAAUACAAAAACGCAAAAGGAAGACAAACAGCCAAUAGGAAUUGGCAACGCGUAGUCAAGGUCGUUCCGCAUGGUGUACACAAAAAAUGAUAGGUACAUAAGUGAAGGGAUCUGGAGGCAGUUAAGGAAACGAAUAAGGCAAAUAACGAGCCAUAAGGCAAGUGUAUGAUGCUACGUUUAUGUAGGUUGCUCUGUAAUAAUGAUAAUGAGAAUAUAGAUAAAUUACCAGCGGAACGCCAACACGUUGAAAUGCAUCAGCAACGCAGGACGCAAUUCUAACCCAAAAACAAGGCCGCUCACUCGUACGUCAUUUAAAUUUCCUGUCCAGUGUAUAUACUGUCAUGCAAUUUCAAAAGUGUUUGGAAUUUUUCAUAUGCUGAAUAUGCACUCUGAUCGCUGUAGUAAUACUGUAGAACUGUGGUGGUAUACAUCGACAUCAAACAGCCAAUAGGAAUUGGCAACGCGUGGCCAAGGUCGUUCGUAUGGCGUACAGAAAUAAUGAUAGAAGGUAUGGGAAAGGAUCCGGAGGCAGUUAAGGAAACGAAUAAGUCAAAUGAUGAACCAAAAGACAAGUGCAUGAUGCUACGUUUAAGUAGGUUGCUCUGUAAUAAUGAUAAUAAAAAUAUAGGUAAAUUACAGACAGAAAGCCUACACGUUGAAAUGCGACGACAACACAGAACGCAAUUAUGACCCCAAAACAAGGCUGCUCGCCUGCACGUCAUUUAACUUUUCUGCUGUAUAUAUAUAUAUACUGUGAAAUUUUCUUGAGACCGUCAACGACUUUCCUCCUGUGCACUUAACGUAUAUAUCCUAACCAUUAUCUGGACUAUCUAGCGCAAGCAGACUCGGAACAGGAUGCAAGUGCGCUGAGCGUUGUGCCUUUGACGUAUCUAGUUAGUGCAUUUUGCACAUGUCUCAAUAGUGCAGUUGUAAAGUAUAACAUUUUAACAUAAUCACGCCUACUCAGAAGAGUUCAGUAGGUCAUGAGUUUAAUAUUUCUCAAGUGCGGAUGCAGGACCAAACUUGCCGAAUUUUCUUAUUUGUACAUCCGUUGGCCUAUUUUACGGCACGUGUGCCAAGACUUGAAAUGUUGAACGGAAUUCUGAAAUGCAUUUCCGUAUCGGCAAGAGUAUUUACGUAUAGUUUUAAAAGACGGCAUUAUGCAGCAUGACCCAUAAUAAUUCAGAUACCUCGGGGUUCCGGCUUUCGGAUGAACAUCUUUACGGCCGCAUGCGAAAACCACUGUUUAUAAAAGUGACUACUUAUGUGGCAUGAGUUUUUCGCACAGAUUUUCGAUGUCCUCUAAAGUUCAAUUGCAUUUGUUGGAAAAAAGGCAUAAAAAUAUUCAUUCUCUUGUUCAUUCGGUAAAGAAUUACGUCUUCUUCAAAUUUUAUACUUGAAGAAAGGACAUAAUUCGAUUUUAAAUAUAACCUACCGUUGCACUUAUAGUUAAGGUUUCCAUACUACAAACACUAUAUUUUUUCCUACAGAAAACUAUGCAUUUCUCUACGGCCAUAAAACGAAACCAUGCGGGAUACGUUAAAUUAGCAGUGGAUUUGAGCCAUAUCAUGAACUUUACAAGCAAAAUAAGCAAAUAUAGAGACACGAUGUUUUAUGAACUGGCAUAUCGCGGCAUAAAAAAAUCUCAAAAUAUGUAAUUUUUUAAUAACCGAUUUAUACCCAUCCGACAGGGCAACGGGCUUGUGGUCCACUAGUUGGAGGCGUGGACUUCUAACUAACAGAUCACGAGUUCGCGCGUCGAGUAUACCACACUUAUGGGUUGGGUAUGACUAGAUGACGAUGGCUAAUAAGCCAGAAAUGGCCAUUUCAGUCUCCCUUGUCUUGUCUUUGCUAAACUGCAAGGGGACUGCGAAGACUUUUUGUGCUCUCCUUGUUGCCACGCCGGCUGCCUGACGGAGUCAGCAUGUGAAGGACGGUGGAGCGGGGUGGGAUGUGGAGGAAGGCGAGGGCUGAGGUUGUGAACGCUGUUUGUAUGUCAAACACGCGGAGUGCGUGAGACUCUUCUCAGGACGUAAGGGCGACGUGACAUCAGCACUUGGAUUUGGAGUCGGCCACGGAAGACAGACUGCCUGUGUCAGCGUCUUCUGACAAGAAAGAGAGCUGGAUUCUUUAAUCGAAUAGGCACCACCUCGGCUGUUUUAGCCGCCGUUUUCGUAGGUCUUUAGAGAAGUGUGCUGGCGUCCGGUAGAUAACUUCAAAGGCUUCUUUGGCGUCGACUUGGUGGUUCUUGACGAUUAGGUGUACGAGAACUGAAUUUGAAAUCGGUAGAUUUUCCCUUUUACCUAGCCAGGCAGACAUGUGUUCGCAUAGACUCUUUCCUGGACGCUUCGUUGUACGCCCAAUGCACAGGAGUAGGUGAAUGAGUAAAUGCACAUCGAUUUGGCCUGCAACGGCAGUCGGUCCCUGUCCCGUCCCGAAGUCGUAGAAGGGGAGAGGAGAGAGAGUGAGGUGGAUGCGACGAACGUCGAAUACCAUAACAAAAUGAUUCAAAUGCAAGUCAACGUCCGCCUGCCUAGCAUUUCAUGGGGCACACGAUGAGCAUCUUCGAUAACGACAGCUGCAAUAUCGGUUUGUCAUCCGACAGCGGGGUGACGUACUAGCUCACAAUAGACAGCCACUAAACCGCACGGCCUGAAUAUCGCCAGUUGUCAUAGUUUGUGUUGAAAUACUGUGGAGACGAUAUUGAGGAUAGAAGCGGAGAUCAGCCAAGAUGUGAAUUCGGUGUCCAACAUAAACAAACGUUAAUUGUCAGCAACAAUUUUGCAUACAAAUAAUGCAGUUUGGGCGUCCGCGCAUUCUUCUACUGCAACUUCUUUUGGUUGCGGUGCUUUCGAAAAUCAGCAGAAUCCUUCCUUGCAUACUCAGCAGAUGAAUGCAAACCUAGUGAUUGGGGCUCUUACAUGCGAUGUCAAGUUUGGAUUUGAAAAUGGAAUAAAGGCGUCGCUAUGUGGCUAUGCCAGAUCUUUGUUCAACAUUUCUUUAAAACUGAUUAGGAUUGAGAAAAGUGUUCGAUUCACUGUUGGGAAAGUAUUAACAGAAAAAUAUUUAGCUGGUUUUUAUAGUGAAGAACUGCUAAAACCAGUUGAAUAUCGGCUCGUGUAGGCCGACAGUAUGCAUAAUCCGAAAAGUAAUUUCUUACCAGUAUGCAACGCUUACUUUUCUGGAGGGCACAAAAAGGCAAGGAUAAAAAACCAAGGUGAAAAACAGCAAUAAACUUCCCCUGCUUUCUGUAUAUUUGCAGAGCUAGUACCGCCGGCCGUUGUAAUCAAGCCGUAGUGCAACACGGAGCCUCUUGCGCGUAUGAGUGACAGUCCAAUUCACGACCAAUUACAGCUACCAAACCGACCAAUGAAAUUCGCGGCGGACACAAACAUGCCCACGCUUGAGGUGCACCGGCGACUGCCGCUCUGUCACUCGCGCGCCUGUUCGCGCGUCAGCGGACGUGUGAGCCCGUCCGGCUGCCAAACUACUUUAGUCUUUUACCUAAUCAUUCUGUACGGAAUAUGAUGCUCUAUCUAUUGGAGUCCAAAUUGUCUUUCUAUCUGGGACCGGUCCUGAUAUUACAUCCAUUUGCACUUCUAUUUCCCAGGACCUGGUGAUCGAGACAGUCGAGCUGCUUCUACAUAGCAAAUACGAUGAAACGCAGAAUCGUCUUGGAGAAGCCCAAGUCCUUCAGGUCCUGAAGUUCUGUCUCAGGACGUACUUCACGCUUGACGGGACAAUCUACGAACAGGUGAAGGGCACGCCAGUGGGUUCACCCAUUUCGGGAUUCAUCGCCGAGGCGGUCCAGCGGCGGUUAGAGUCGCUGAUCUUCCAACACCACAGACCGAAGUUCUGGGCGCCGUAUUUGGACGAUACCUUCGUCGUUAUCUAA